ACUCUUUCAAGAAGAACAUCUUACUCAUCUUUGAGAGAACAAAAGAGUUAUAUAUCUACUACUACACUUGACCAUGAAUAAUCGACUUGAAAGCCAAAUGAUGCUCUUCUCUCACCAAUAUCCUGGUGCAUUCACUGAAGUAACUCCUCCUCAACAAGGCAAAGAAGCCAAGCCAAGACGCAAGAGAAAUAAAAAUGGUGCUGCGGCCACCCCCAAGAAGAGAAAGCUCACUGCCGACCAAGUUAGUCUUCUCGAGAAAAAUUUCUGCAGUGAACAGAAACUUGAAUCUGAAAGGAAGGACCAACUCGCAUUUGAGCUUGGUAUGGACCCUCGACAAGUUGCGGUAUGGUUUCAAAAUCGACGUUUUCGUUGGAAGACCAAAAAGUUGGAGGAAGAGUACUCCAAUCUUAAAAAUGUUCACGAAACCACCAUGCUUCAGAAGUGCCACCUUGAGACUCGGGUAUUAAAGCUGGAGGAGCAGCUUUUGGAAGCAAAGAAGGAGAUUCAGCAGUUACAAGAGCGUGAUGAAAGAGCCGCAAGCAAAGAUUUGCUGGAAGCUGUCAACCCACCAUUUCCUGAAGAGUUUAGGGUGGAAGAAUAUGAUUAUGGUGAUGUUUUCUACAUUCCGGAGACUCAUUACAUCAAUGGAAUGGAGUGGAUUAAUCUCUACAUGUGAACC
Messenger RNA from Vigna umbellata (rice bean), 679 nucleotides. RefSeq names its product homeobox-leucine zipper protein ATHB-40-like. Gene Ontology annotation, biological process: positive regulation of DNA-templated transcription. Gene Ontology annotation, cellular component: nucleus. Gene Ontology annotation, molecular function: sequence-specific DNA binding; DNA-binding transcription factor activity, RNA polymerase II-specific. The record is from RefSeq and is a predicted model, not a curated record. NCBI's taxonomy places the organism in Eukaryota, Viridiplantae, Streptophyta, Magnoliopsida, Fabales, Fabaceae.